Penicilliopsis zonata CBS 506.65 is the source of this 2118-nucleotide messenger RNA. RefSeq lists its product as hypothetical. The transcript has 2 exons. Bases 190 to 1926 code for a protein of 578 amino acids. Gene Ontology annotation, molecular function: zinc ion binding; DNA-binding transcription factor activity, RNA polymerase II-specific; DNA binding. Gene Ontology annotation, cellular component: nucleus. NCBI's taxonomy places the organism in Eukaryota, Fungi, Ascomycota, Eurotiomycetes, Eurotiales, Aspergillaceae. The record is from RefSeq and is a predicted model, not a curated record. Gene Ontology annotation, biological process: DNA-templated transcription.
AGCCGCUUCAAAGAGUUGACGUCGGGGGGACCUAUCAGGUGACUACAAGAGCCCUAGCCCUAAUCAUGUGACCAGACAGCAGCCAUCAGCAGCGCGACGACUUCAAUUGCUCCCCUCCCACGACACACACAAUUCAUCAUCCGACGAUGGGCACAGGGAGAUCGGUUCAACGCAAGCAGCCCCGCUGUAAUGAUGAGAGGCAAAGAAACAUGUGACUCCUGCUCCAAACUCAGGGUCAAAUGCCACUGGGAAAGCACGGAUAUCAGCCUGCGGUGUCGCCGAUGUAGCGAGUACGGCCUGGAUUGCGUCUUCAAUGGGAUUCCCUGGACAUCCAGCUCGACGAGCAUCUUCCAGAGCUCGGCGCCAGAUACCAGCACGCGGAGUAUCUACUGGGGUCCUUCUUCCAAUGCGGGCGGGCAUCCGUUGGAUCUGCAUUCUUCACGGGCGCCGCUGUCCACGCCAGAUGUGACGACAUCAAACCAGAUGGUCCCGUCUUUGAACCCGAGUUUCACGGACAGCUCCACUGCGAAAGGAACUAUUCGUCUGGACAUCAGCCCCCGAGUGAGAGACCAUCUGUUCGGCAUCUUCUUCGAAUCCAUUCAGCCGGCGUGGCCGGUGGUUACAAAGGACAGUCUGGUGCGGUAUCCGCCCACUGUGCUUCUCGAGGCGGCAAUCCUCGGCGUAGCAGCCAGACAUCACACGGCGAUUGCCUCGUGGCGAGACUUUGCACACUUGCAGGAUGUGAUUGACAGCGAGGUGCGAGCCUUGUUUGGCCUUCGGUGUGCCUAUGAACCGUCUAUUCAGACACUACAAGCGCUGCUCCUUCUGUCUCUUCGCGUCGAGCUUUGCUCUAGGAGCCACCGAGAUUUCCAGCGAUUUUCCUUCCGGGUCUCGUUUGCAUGCAGGAUGGCUCAAGACUUGAAAUGUCACUUACCGGAGUCGACAGGUAACGGUGGCCCGGAAGAAGCUCUACGGAAGACGCUGUGGGCGGCGUGCAUCUUCAUGGACUCCUACUUCUCCGCGGUGUUGGGCCAGGAUAUGAACAUCAGCAGAGCGCAUGAUGACGACUUUUCCCUAUCGCGAGGGCCAGCGCAACCUGGUUUCUUCCGCACUGCUGUCGGGUUCAUGGCGUGUCUACGCCCUGUGCUGCGGAUGGGAUAUUCGGUCCUCCCUCACAGGGACAGCACGCUUUACCAGGAAGCGACUGCGAAUCUAAGCACCAUUCAGUGGCACCAGCAGUACCUAGAGACGCACAAGGGAGCCUAUAGCGAGUACGAAUUCAGAUUCCUGCAGAUGAUGCAUUCCAACACCCAUUUACUGUUCAUCUUGGGGCUGCGUCUGGCCACCACACCAGGGGACCCCUAUCAGGACAAAAUCCAGGCGAUAGUCGGCAGCCAAACAAGCUGGGUGGUUAUCCAGGCGUGCCAGACGCUCGAGUGGUCGACACCCGAACUGAUGCACUCCAUCCCCGGCCAGUUGCUUGUGACGCUGUACAGCACCACGCGCGCGCUGAUGGUCGUGGUGGACGUGUUGCGCGACAGGAACUGCGAGACAGCCUUCUCGGAGUCGGUGGUGCGAUGUCUGCGCGGGGCGGUCGUCAGCGCGAGGGCAUUCAUGGAGUUCCUCGCCUUGGACAAGACGUGGGGGAAACACUGGACACAGACACAUACGCUCAAGGCGGUCUUUGCAAGACUCGACUGCGACUCGCCGGUGGACGAAACCGUGCCCUUGCUGUCGUCUUUGCCCGGUAUGGAACCGCCAUCUCUCGAGACAGCCACGGCAGAGAGAGAUGCCUAUGAGUAUGUCGACUGGGACGGCUUCGAAGGCGAUUUCAGCAACGUGAUUCUCAACCCGGCGGAUUGGGAGGAUUUCUUCGCACAGUACGAUCAGGGUUUGAACCUUUCUCUACCUGAAUACCAGUCUUGAGCCCACAGAAAAAGAAAGUAUCUAUACAUUUCAAGAAACAAGUCUUUAGUUAUACAUGGGGAACGAUGGCCUCCUUCUCUUCCCCAACAUGCUCGAUUUGAUCGACAUCCACCUCCGUCUUCGCCAUAUCCGGCUGCACACCCUGGCAGACGUACGUGGGGAAAUCUUUGAUGGAAACACCCUGUACAGUUA